Messenger RNA from Lotus japonicus, 1637 nucleotides. RefSeq lists its product as uncharacterized. The coding region runs from base 114 to 1046 and encodes 310 amino acids. The record is from RefSeq and is a predicted model, not a curated record. Lineage: Eukaryota; Viridiplantae; Streptophyta; Magnoliopsida; Fabales; Fabaceae. The transcript is spliced from 8 exons.
UGGGGAAUCAGAUUUUCUCAUAGAUUUUAUUGGAUUAGUCACAGCAGCUUCAAAUGAGAAGCAGUAUACCAAAUCUGGGAACAUCACAAGGAAGAUUGAGCUGGAUUUAACUGAUGAAAAGUGAUAUUGUUCUUCAAAAUGUUAUGAAUGGAACGAAGAUUAUGUGGAAUCCUGAUAUCCCGGAAGUAGCAUCAUUUCGAGAUGGUUUUGCUCGUAAUGGAAUUGAUUGUCACCUUCCUCUUGGUUUAAUUGAUGGUGAUGUGCCAACUCUUUCUCUUGAUGAGGAUUUUUUAACAAUGUUUCCUCGGAAGACUAUUCUGGAUUUGCAUUCAACUGCUGAGGAAGGUAUAUUCAUUGUAUGUGCUAAGGUAUCUGGUUUACUUGAGGGGGAGAAGUGGUGGUAUAUGUCCUGCCGUUGUCACAGAGGUGUUACAAUUAAAGAUGAUAUGCCUUAUUGUUCUGGGUGUGCUACGUUUGUGCUUGAAGUUAUUCCAAGGUUUAGGAUUAAGAUUGAAGUCUGUGAGGGUGAAGACACAGCUAUAUUUGUCUUAUUUGAUGCUGAUAGUCAACAUCUAAUCCAAAGGAAUUGCAAGGAUUUAUUUGCUGGUUGGAAGGGGAAGAAUGCGUGUGAAUAUCCUGAUGUUAUUAAGGGUUUAGUUGGGAAGGAGUACCUUUUUAAGGUUGAGAAGAUGUCUGACCACGGUGCGAAAUUUGACGAUUCAUUCAAAGUGAAGAAGGCUUGUGAUAAUGGUUCUGUUAUCGAGAAGUUCAAGCAUAAUUCUCAAGUUCAAACUCCUAAGAAGUUGCUUACCGAUGCGUUUGUUUCUAAAUUUGCUGGUGGAUCAAAUGGACGUCACUUGAGUGACAUUAUAGCUGAGUCUUCCAAUGAACUUUCAGAAAUUGGUGCCAAUACAGUCUCCCUUGAUGACAUAUCUCCGGUGGAAUGUUCCUCUGUUCUUUCUUCUGUUGGGAGUGCUGGUGAUUUUGAUGCAAGCUCCUCCAAACCUACCAAGAAGAUGAAGCUAAGGAAUGUUAAAGAGAUUUAGGAGUCUUUUCAGUUAUAAGACAUCAUGUGUUCCUUCCAAGUAGUUUAUCCAUUUUGACUGUGUCAAGAACUUGUGUUUUGCUGCCCCUCUGAUGUUGUUGUAAUGUUUCUAUUCGGGUGCUCUCUAUCACCUUAUGUUUUGUUAUAUUUUGUUAUACUGCCGAGGGGUAUUUUAAUUUUUAGUGAUUGGAACCUUUGCUGGUUGUCCUGGUUUUUUUAGAUGGUCUUUGUCUUUUGUUUUAUGGUUUCACUUUGAUGUGAUGUAAUGAACUGUCGAUGAUAUGGGAAAUCUUAUGUUUAUUUGUUUGUAAUAUUCUGCAGUUUAUUUUUCAUUUGGUUCUGGGAGCACUUAUAAUUCGACAUCAUCAUUUUCCUCUAACAUACCUUGGGUAGGACUUUAAUUUUAUAAAUGUAUUGUACUGGUGUUUCACUGAUCUUAUUUAUGGUAUGAGAUUUAGUAGCUUUGUACAUGUUAUAUGUACAUCACAAUUGCCCAGAACUUUUUAUAAAGGUAUUCUUGCUGUUAUUUUGAAAAGUGUAAUAUAAAAUAUGAUAUGAACUGUAAUAAGUGUAGUUUUUUUUGUAUGAGAUU